Lymnaea stagnalis (great pond snail) is the source of this 16805-nucleotide messenger RNA. The record is from the annotation of a GenBank genome assembly. Lineage: Eukaryota; Metazoa; Mollusca; Gastropoda; Lymnaeidae.
CCAUCUGCUGUUGCAAUAGAAGCAUUUUUGUAAAAUUUCUUCAAUUCUGAAAGCAUACAAAAAUUAACAUUUUAAUUCUAAAAUUUGAUACCACCAAAAAAUAAUUAUUGUUAUUGUCUUACAUUAGUAAUGGUCAAGUUCUUUUCUAUGCCAUUAAUAUUUAAUCUGGUUAAAUCGGAAUGAACUACAGUCCCCUUCGCCCCAAUCCUCUAUCCGGCCACCCCUUGGCAACAACCACUACACUCUUACCCACAUGUGCCCCCCUUGUGCCCGCUGCUUGUCAACUCAAAGUUUCCUCUCAAAACCCACUCCCAUUGUAAAAUAAAACAUUAAACCAUGACGGCAGAAGACAGCGGCCAACUUGGCAUGGGAUUAAGAAUUGACUGUCAACACAAAAAUAGCCGUAGACUUUUGGUCAAGUUCAAGAAAGUAAAUCCAGGAAACAUGCGGCACUUGGGUUAGCAUUAUCUGAGUUCCUUGCCAAUCAUGGAUUGAGCGUUUCCAUCUAGUUUAUGAAUUAUUUUUUUUGGGGUGUUUAAUGUGGAAGAGCCCAGCUUACUAUGACAUGUUCCAUGUAAACUGAUUUGAACAAAAUAGGUCAAAAGGAUGCAUAAAUCCUAUUGGUCUAUUCAAAAUGACUUUUUCCUUCAAUGUAGGAUCAUUAUGGCAUCUAACUAUAGAAUCUGGGCACGAUUCAUCAUUGACCAGUAUCUAAGUAACAUAGCUAUUAUGGGAAUCAUUGAAAUAUUUAUUACCAGUGACAACGUUGUAUGGUAGUAACUACUCUGAGAAAAUUGCAGUUAAAAUCAUAAUUAAAAAUUUGCUUGUGUAAUUCUUAGCAAGAGCUGCAGUGUCAGUAAGUGUUCUUUGAAUUUCUAUUAAACCAGGGGUCUCCAAACUUUUCAGCCCGAGGGCCGCAUUAACUAUCAACAGCAGUUUGGGGGCCGAAUACACACUCAAGAUCCAAAUAAAAAAUAAUCAAAACAUGGAUGUUGUUUUUAAUUAUUUAUGUAUUAUUAUUUCAUUCAGUAUUUAUUUAAUAACACAUUGAUACAGACCUGUUUAUCCCCAAACUCUUGAAAUUGUACAAUAUAUCACAAAAUCCUUCAAUAAAGUAUCUUGUUAUUAAAAAAUAAACAUAACAUACAGUAUAUAUAAUGUAUACACCUCAAAAUCGUACAUUUUACGCCAAAAUCGUAAGAGUAAACAGGUCUGUUGAUACACGACACAUGAACAUCUGUAUUAGUGGGAAUUGUGAAAUUUUUUCCUGGAUACCAAAAUAGCAGUGAUUAGCAGACAUUUCUGGAUUUAGAUUUGAUGUCCCUAACAUCAACAGUGACCUGAGAUUAUCAUCGGAAAAAUUUGUUAUCAAAUUGUCCUUCACGUAUUUCGUUCUUGAAAAUGUUUGUUCACACAGGCAUGUUGUUCACACAGGUAUGUUGUUCACACAGGUAUGUUGUUCACACAGGCAUGUUGUCCACACAGGCAUGUUGUUCCAAAGUUUAAAAGGUACAUUGAUGCAAAUGUUUUGAAAUUAGGAAAGUCUUCCUUGGGCGAAAACUAGUUAAAAACCCACCGGUCCUUCUUUUAACUUGUCCCUAAGGAGGUCGUUUGCUUGCAACUCAAUGACCUCCAGCUGCAGUUCAUCUGGGCGACUGGCCACAUCUGCUUCAGAUGGGUUUUGAAAAAGUCUCACUUCUUCUGCCUUUAAAUCCAAGUCAGAAAACCGCUGCUGAAACUGCAGCUAGGGGUCUUUGAUGAUCUCGCAUGCAAAUGACAUGGUGAACUCUGUUGUUGCUUUAGCCAUGAAGACCUUGCACUGCUGAAAGUGUGUCAAGUUGUUGGCCUGUACUUGUUCCAAAAAAAACAAGACGAAUUUGGAUCUGAAGACCUUUAGGUGGGUGUAUAAAUCAGAAGCCAGAUUUUCUUCUCCUUGUAGUUUUAGGUUCAGAAAAUUUAAAUGACUAGUUAUGUCUGCAGCAAAGACCAAUUUCCCUGGUCACUCUUCAUCAGACACAAAUGGCUGUGGCUUGCCUUUACUUUCCAGGAAGUCACCUAUUUCCUUUCUUAACUUAAAUACCCUGCUCAGAACUUUCUCACAACUUAGCCAUCUUAUUGCUGUGUAAUAUGGUAAAUCUUCUGAUUCUGUGUCUGUAUCUUUAAACAGGUCUCUAAACUGACUAUGGUUGAGCCAAUGUGACCUUAUUAAUGUAACCCUCUUUACCGCAGGAUUCAGUACAUUGCUAAUGUCCACAUAUUUAGCAAACAAAGCUUUUUGCUGAAUAAUACAGUGCAUGAACAUUGGUUGCAGAAUUUUUUUCUCAUUAAACAUCUGCUUCACUUGUCCAGCCAAGCCUUUCUUUAUGCCACUCAUGUUAUUUCCGCCGUCAACAGUCAGGCAACUGAGGUUAGUUCAGUCCAAGUUAAAAUCAGCAAAUUUUUUUUUCAACUCAUCAUUAAUAGUUCCGUACAUGCUAUUUCGGAAGCCAGCUCUUGUGUUAUGUUCAUGUCUUCAUCCACACACCCGCAACAAACACAAGCAGUUAAGAGGUGGAACAGCUGUCCAGCGAUUCAUCUAUUGCAAUUAAAAAUUGGCGAAACUUGCUUGCAUUUUUCACUAUUCGAGUCACAAUGUUUUCACCCAUGUCUGCAACACGGCGGGUAAAGUCCCGCCACUAGAUGGCGUUAUAUAUUCUCAUUUCAUUGACUGUAAAUGAAAGUAGAAAACUAAACAGCGAAUAAAGUUUUGCAAAGUAAUUAUCGGUUAGAAAACAUAACGAACUACUGCGCACCUCUAUUAUAAUUCAAUAAAAACAUAACGUCCACGUAAGUGGCGUCUGAUCUUGGCAGGAUACACGUACAUUUCUGUAAUUUUUUUCUGUAAACAAAAAGGUGUCCGCGGGCCAUAGUUUGGAGACCCCUGUAUUAAACAAUUAAAUAUAAAUUAAUAUCACUAACAAUUAAUAGUAUUAGUUCCAUUUGAAAUUAUGCCUAUUUAUAACUAUGGCAUGACUUAAUUCUAAAAUUAAAGCAGGUGUGAUAUACCAUGAUUUGUUUUUUUAAAAGAAAUAUAAUGAUAAUGUACCUUCCCUGUAAAUUUGAGACUUUUUCAUAAAGUUUUGACAGAUGAUGAUGAUUGAGUAUUUUUGUCUUUCUGCGCCCCCAAACAAUGGAAUUCUUUGCCACUACACAUCCGCAGUAUACCAACCACCCAGGCCUUCAAAACUGCACUCAAAACACAUCUCUUUAAAUUAUACUACCCUGACUGAUUCCCCUCCUCUGACCGAUAAAUGAUCCUACUGGCAGCCGUCCAUGGUUUGCCAUGUAAAAGUUCUGGGGUGGGGUGGGUAAAUAGCCAUUUGUUUUUGUUGUUUUGGUUACACGCUGUUCUUUAUUUCAUAAAUGUAUUUCAUUUUAAUGUCAUGAUUAUGUCUCUUUUGCUAGUAUUUUUAUGUACAGUGCGGUGAGCCCAGCCCUAGGCUGGGGUACUGCGCUAUAUAAGACCACUAAUUAUUAUUAUUAUUAUUAUUUUAGCAUGCUCACAGCGCUCUGAUAUCUAAAAAUCUAUUUAAAGAAAAAAUCCUUAAAAAUAUCUUAAUUGACUAUGGCUUUCAAUUUCCCUCAAAGAUUGAGGCAAACUGUUCCACAACUUAGGUGCAAUAAUGUCAAAAGAGCAAACCGUAUGGCUUCUUUCUGUGUCAAUACACACUGGGAACUCUCAGUAAGGACUGUGUUGAAGAACGCAGGUUCUGUAAGGAUACAUGUUUAGAAAUCGGUUUUGAAGCUAUUCAGGUGCAGAGCUUUCAAUACAGCUAUAUGCCAGGAACAGAAUUUUGGGACAAUGCACUCACUCACGGGAAGCCAGUGGAGAUCUUUAAGAACUGGGUUGAUGUGGUCAGAUUUCUUUAUACUGGAUAAAAUUUGUGCUGCAGUAUUUUGUACCUUAUGUAGUCUCGGAAUUUCGUUUUUGAGGUAAACCCCACAAACAAAUGUUACAGUAAUCUAAUCUUGAUUGGAUUAGAGUGACUGCUACAGCACUGACUGUUCUCUAAUUAAGUUGAGGAUGCAGCUGACCCAGAGCGCAAUGUAGACAGAAACAAGCCCUGACCACAGAACUGAUAUGAAGGACAAUUGUAAGUUUACUGUCAGUAUAGAAGAAGCCAAGUCUCUAACAGUGUUGCACAAGGGGAUCUCAGAAACACCAACUUUUAUCGAUGCGAAAGAAACCUUCCGAAUAUUGGCAUGGAUUAACCUGAAUGGACAGGGGUGGUAAUUGUUUUACAGAGUUAUAGCUUAUUCUAAAAACUACCAAAAACGUGUCACAAAAUGGGGAGAAAAAAUAUAUUAGUAACAUUGGGCUGGGAAAAUCAAAACUAUCCCAAACUUUAAAAAUUCCUAACUUUAAAAGUUAAACUACAAUAGUCUAUAGAAAACAAUAGUUAGAAAUUAGGGUAAAAGUGCAGUUCAGGUGCGUAUAUUAUUUCUUAGCGCAUUUCGUAUUUAAAAUUUUUUUUAACCAUUUAAACUUACGUGUAUUCUUUAAUAAUUAAAUCCAGGCAGUUAUAGUUAACUAAUUCUAGAUUAUAAAUCGCAUCUUUUCUUUUUAUUUCACUUCUAAAGAGUCUUUAAACAUCCCCCAACCAAAGUGACAGGGCCCCCAUUUGUUUGUAUUUUUCUUUUUACGCUAUGCCAGAUUUUUAGCCAGCUAUAAGUUAGUAAUGCUAAACGAAAUUUUCAAACUAAGCAUGUUCACAAAAAAGAAUGAAAUACUAGAUUCUUCAUUACGCACAAGCGCCCCCCCCCCCCCCCACCAACUUUCUUUUUUCCCCUCUCAUAGAGCUCGGAAUAUACGGGUUGUCCUUUUUGAAGUCGAGUCGGGGGGAGAUUAGAAGUGGAUCACUGACUAAGCAGUGGACACACACGUCAUCAUUGUCCUGGACCUGGUGUGAAGCUGAUCACCCUGAAGGCUGCUGAUACGCUGUCCGUGAUUGGUCAGCUCUAAUUUGAGCACCCCUCCUCUUUUUUCGUAUGCAAAUGCGCUUAUUACUGGUGACUGAUUUGCACUGAGUAAAGUGAGGGCUAGUGAUUAUUUUUGUUAUAUUAUAAGACGGACUCGUUUUGGCUUUGCGGUAUUGCUGGUUGUAGGAUCAUUUUGUUUAAAAUGACAGGACGACCAAGAAACAAUAACUAAAAUUGUUGAUGCAACGGGCAUUUUUAAUGGUGCAGCAUUUGGUUUAUACGCGCACCUUGUGUGGCAACAAAUAAUGUUAAUACAACUGUAAUUUCUCCUAAGGCGCUCGUAACAAUUGCAGUGUGGCUUGUAAGCUGGGUUCGUAUGUCAAGUGUGUGAGCUCCCCAUAAUUACCGGGAUCUGCAUAUCACCCGAAACAGGAUCUCACCGUAACCGGUAUCCCGCCAGGAUCGGUAACCCACUGGAUCGGGAUCCCACCGAAAUCAGGAUCUCACUAGGAUCAAAAUCCUAUCAGGAUCGGAAUCUCACCGAAACGGGAUCCCACCGGAUUGGGAUCUCAUUUCCGGGUGCCAUCGGAAAACGGGAAAAACGAAAGGUUUACAUAAGUUAUUUUAAUUGUUUUAAUAGGAGACAAAUUAAUUAUUAUUAUUUUUACUAUAGUGUUGUUGACAUUUCCUUUAAUAGCAAUGUGAACUAAAAGGACGUAGCAGAUGUUUUUUUCUGAAUGCAGCCCCGGGCGACUCCGGUUAUCGUUGAUAGUAAAGUUAUAAAAUAAAUACAUCUUUUAUUUUAACAAGAUUCAUCCAAUUGGGCAACUUUUAUAAAGUAUCUUUAAAGACAGAAGAGUUAUCCUUGAUUUACCACAAUGGCUCCGUAAAACACGAAAGAUUCAUAAAAAUGUACUUUUUUGUAUUCCAAUAAAAAGAUGGUAUAUAACUUUUAAAAUACUUUUUAUAAAGAAUUAACAUAAGUUUACACGGGAAAAUAAGAGAUUCAAACAGAAAUAAUAUACGCACCUGAACUGCACUUUUACCGAAAUUAGAUUCUGGUGUUAUAAUUCUUUAAAAAAUGAGCUUUCUAUUCAUUAUGAUUAUGCCAUUGGUUUAUUUUUACAAAUUUUAAAAAAAAUCCAAGUACCUACAUAAUUCAUUUACUUCAAAACUUCUUCGCCCGACACCUAUUUCAAAUCAUUUGAAUUUCACAUGCCCAUGGCCCAUGCCCAUAGCCCAUAGCUAGAUACUUCGAUGAAAGAAGGGAGACUACUAUUUUUUUUGUAUCGGAAAUGGGCGUCGGCGCCGAAAAAUCCGAGUUUUUAAUUUUCCGAUGUGUGUGUCUAUUUAUUAUUAAAUUAGUUCUUUCCACAUAUAUUUGAGUUCCGUUUCCGGCCUUAUAAUUUGGAAGACAUCUUGGCCUACAUUUCUAGCCAGCUAUUUUGCUUUUUUCAAUCGACCUUUAUUUUGAAAAUCUUUGGUAUAUAUAAGGCAUCUUCGCAUACAAAAUUUUUUGUGAAAUAAUAAGAUAAGGUCCUUUUUGAUUAAAUCUGUAUGAGCAUUAGAUAUUGAUCUAUAUCUGUGCCAAGUUUCAUUGAUGUAGGUCGUGUCUCACGUUUGUUACACUUGUCACAGUGACCCAUAUCACCAUAAGGUGGCUCAGCCUAAUUUCGACAUGGCGUGGGCCACGCCCCCUUUUUAAUGGCGGAAGUUGCCGAUACUUAGGAAAUAUUUAAUUAUUACCACUAUAUACAUCAAAAUAUUUUAUAUUUUGUGUUUCAGAAUGCAUUUUGAAGACAUUUAAACUGGAAAUGUUUUAAUUUGAGCUUUAAAAACCCUGCAGAGUCCAUAUUAUAAAUGAUCAGAAUUUUCCCUGUGCAACACGUUGUCAUUGGCAACCAUUCACAGCCACUUGCAUAACGGCUACGUUGUAGUACUAUCUCAGAGUUUCAUUCAUAAGAGUUUGCCGUGUGCAAAAGCUAUUAAACCAUUGGUCAGGGAAAGCUUUUAUUAAUUAUUCAUGUGCCAAAGUUGAAAGUUUAAAAUAAGUCGACCCUAAACAGUAUUUUAGUGAUAAGGGAAUGCAUUGCCUUAUAUAAACUAUAUAGUCAUUGCCCAUGACGCGAUCAGUGGAAUGAGGUCACAGAAUGUGGAGAUGCAGUCUAUGUUAAAAAAGGACAAACCAAGUCGUACUUUAAAAAUUCAUAACUUUAAAACUACAACAGCUAAAAAUAUGAUUUUGGUGUUAUAAUUAUGUUUAAAAUUAGCUCUAUUCAACUGUGCCAUUGGUUUAUUUUUAAAAAAUGUUUACAUUUUUGACCAAAGUAUCUACCCAUAGCCAUAGCCCAUACUCAUACACAUUUUGAAGUAGUCUUCAUUGCUUUACCACUUUACCGAAGUACCUACCUCUGGGGUUGAAAGAUGCAUGUCUACAUUGAAAAUUGCAAAUAAAACUCUUUAAUCCGUUGGCUGAUAUAAGAGUAGAACUAGACCAUAAUUUUGAGUUCACGUUGGGAAGAAAUUUGUUUACUAAGGUCGUCGCCAUGUUUGUUUCUACUUUUUUAUUUAAUAUUUAAUUAAAAGCUCAGCCCAAUGACAAUGAAUAUUGUAGAAUCUAAAGGACUCUACAAAACAAAAAAUAACUUUUUACAAAUUUAGGCCUACAUUGGUAUUACAAUUGUAUCCACUAUUUAAAAAAUUAGGCUAAUUUAUUUAAUAAUAUUUUUUAAUAUUAAUAUUGCGGAUUAUAAGCACAUUUAUUAAGGAUUAUUGCCACAAUCAAAUAAAAAAACAAGAAGAUCUUUAACUUGAAAGUUUAGAAACAGAGUUAUACAGUAUACGUCGGAAGUUUGGAACAAUAAAGUUUAAUAUUUCACUCAUAGACUCACAGAGUUUAAGAUAUAAGACUAACUAUAGUCUAUAAUAGUAUAGACAGUCAAUCAAUCGAAUUAUUAAUCAAUUUUAGUUAUUAGUUCCAUUUCUAGUUGGCAGAUGAUAAGCUGGAGAUAAGCUUAUCCGUUGUUUAAGAUUCAUCUGUUAUUUCACUGUUCGACGGAGCUACCUAAUAACUAAUAUGGACGAUCAAGAUGUGCACAUGAAUCAAGUCAGAGAAAUGAACUUUAGAAAUCAAAUGACUCUCUCAGAAAUUUCAGAUUUAGAUCCUCCUCCACCAGCUUACUCAAGUUUAAUGGGUAUCCCUACUACAUUAUUGUAUAAUGGCUCCAGAUUUCAAGGCCAUCAAAAAAGCAAGGGCAACCGCUAUGAUGUUGAAGUGGUUUUACAGGUAGAAUUAACAACACACUGAAUUAGACUAUCAAUCAUAUGUCAUCAGUAUAUAAAAGAUACUGAAGGGGUUAGUUGAAGAGAGUGCCUAUUUGUUGUGGGUCUUGGGUUUCCCUCAAAAAGUGUUCUGUUUUUGUUCCUUAUCUACUCAAGCUUUUUGUUAGUUAUAUUAUAUAAAUUUUUAAUGGAAAAACUGAAUAGUCACUCAUUUACUGGGUAGGGUGGUGGUGAUAGUUGUUAAUUUUAUUAAUUUAAAACUCUUUAUUAAAUUUAUAAAUAUAAUUGAAAUCUAGGCCAAUCAUAAAGCUCUGUGGUUAACCAUGUAUUUGGCGUCUAUCCUUUGAUUUGGGAAAACAUUACUAAAGAAAGACAAUUUUAAUUUUUUUAACACUAUUUCUAUUAUUUUUAACAAAGUUGCAGAAGCCUCUUCCAAACCCAGAAAUUUUGCUAGCAGGAAUAAAUUUAAUUAUUAUAAAAGCUACCCAAGUUAUAUUGUUUCACUCAGUAUUCCAGAACAAAGACUGGAUAUAAUUAUGGAGAAUAACACAUAGAACUAUAAAGAACACUGUACUGGUACCCAUUUUGAACUUAUGGCUUACCAAAUUUGAGACCUACUGACAUCUUUUAACCCCUUGAAAUGUUAAAGGCUAAAUAUAGUUAUGCAUAUAAUUAAGCAAUGGGUGAUGUAAAUCUUUUCCCACUGAUCUCCCAUAUAUGUUUACAGGCAUAAUAUUUUCUCAAACAAAAUACAAAGCAGACUCAUAAAAGAAUUUUAAGUACCGGUACCAACAUCCAAAAAUUUACAUUUAUUUCAUUGCUUUAUUUAAAAAAAUAUUUCUCUUCUGGUGUUUUUUUUUUUUCUUCACAAACAUAACAAAGAUAUUUUUUAACAUUUUAGAACAUAAAAUCUACAAAGUAAAGAAUGAAAUAUGGCACUAGACAUAAAAUUUCAAUUUUAGAAUGGAAAUAGACAACAUUGUGUCAGGUGCUUUAAGAUCCAUGCCAUUAAGUUGUAAAGUGUGCUUUUAUUUUUCAGCAUGUUGAUGUGGAGAAAGCUUUCCUGUGUGGCUAUUUGAAAAUUAAAGGUUUAACUGAUGAAUAUCCAACUCUGACAACAUAUUUUGAUGGUGAAAUUAUCAGCAGCAGACAUCCAUUUUUAACACGGAAGUGGGAUGCUGAUGAGGAUGUUGACAAGAAACACUGGGUACUAAAAAAGAUAAUAGCUGAUCAUUGUUUGUAAAGAUUUUCAAAUGCUAAUUUUACACAAAUGCACUCAAGUUCAUUUUUAAAACAAUUUUGUUUUUUAGAUUGCUUAGCUGUAUUCAAUUAUUGUAUUUAAACUUUUUAAAAUGAAUUUAAAUGUAGUCCUAACAGAUAUUUAACUCAUUCAAGAGCUUUUUAUUAAAUAUUGUAUUAAACUGUAUAAUUAAUAAAUUGCUCUACCGGUACUGGAAAUUAUGCAUAAAGAAUGAAAUCAGCGCCGCGUCCCGAGCCAAUGCUUAUAUGCAACCCUGGGAACCCUAAGCCGCAGAAACUCCUCUCUUCCUGAGACAGAUGCAUGUCAGAGUCCUUCAAAGGGGAGGCACCAUGAAACAACCCCCCCCCCCGAAAAAAAAAUGUUACACUCUAAUGGCUAACCAUCCGGCCAACCCCGGAACGCCAAAGGGGGUGGCUUCCUUUAAAUUUGAGCCUACAAUAUAGAGAUGGAUUUCCUACUGCAGUUAAACAUGACCUCCCCUGCCAAGUAAUCCUAUCUUUUGGCCUUAAGCAAUAUGUAUGGCCCCUUAGUUGUUUGUGUUUAUAAACCUCGUCCAUUUUCAAAAAGUCCCUUAAAACUCAUCUGUUUAGGUCCGCCUAUGACCUGUGAUGCACCCUCCUUGCCCUACCUCAUUUUCUGUUUCGGGUUGAUCCUGAAGUGUCAAAGUGUCCUCGUUUUAUAGCCAUUUUCAUUGUUUCUAUAGAAUAGUAGUUACUAUCCUAGUGUCUCAUUUGUAUUUACUUAGUUUACAUGUUUUAAUAAUUGUAAAGCGCUUAGAGCUUUAUGAUAAGCGCUAUAUAAAAAUGCCUAAAUAAAUAAAUAAAUAAAUUACUAUUAUUUAAAAUUGAAGAUCUGUCUCUAAAGUGAAAAGUAGUAGUUUCUGUUGUGAAAAAAUUGAGAUGUGUAAUAAAAUGUAUCCAUACUUAACCAUGUAGCUACAAAAUGUACACAUAAUUGGUCAGUGUGUACCAAUGGAAAAAAAAUCUGAUUUUAGUAUGGAUUUCAAGUUGUCACAAUUUACUGUUCAAGACGAGUCAGUCCAAUUUGAUACAGGUCGGAUGCUUUGGUUAGCAAAUGUUUGAGUUAGUCUGUGAUGAGUGUAGAAUAUGAGGCUAGCAAAAUGAGUGAUUAAUCUGGUCAUUGAGGAGGCAUAGAGAAGACUCUGUAGGUUAAAUAAAAAUGUUCCAUUUCUAUAUUUUUGACUGAUCAUUUCUUGUAAGAAUACAAUAUAAAUAUGAGCAAUUUUAUUUUCAUUUAUUAAAUUUAAUUUUUUUUCAAAUAUUUUUCCUUUAGGGCAAAUUUGAGUCUUUUAAUAAUGGUAAUUGCGCCAAAAACUUCAACUCUGAUAACUUUGAUUAUGACGCAUUGAAAGCAUCUGAUUUUGUAUACAUGAGAUGGAAGGUAAGGUUAUUUUAAGAUAGAAAUUAAUCACUUCAUGUCACGAUCACCCACUUUCAUUUACCAAGGACAUCACAUUGUGGUCAUAACAAAGAGGCAAAGAACUUUUCUGAAAUACCAAGGAUGUCACGUUGACGUCAUAAUUUCUUCUUCUUCUUCUAUAUAUUAAGGGCCCAUGAUCAAUUUAUUGAUCACUUUGGCUCAAAUGCAUGUGGAGGGGAUUUGCAAUGUUUCUGUGCCUGGUGUUGAUGAGGAUAUUUCACUGAUUGGAAGUGCUACUUUGUGAUGGAAUCAUGCACUGGGGUUUGGAAGGCUUGAGGCAAUUGACACAAAUGUGUCUAGUGUUGUCGCCUCAACUGUUCCUUUUGAAAGCUUGUUCCAGUCCCUGAGUGUCUUAGGCAGGAAUGAACAGUUCAUUUACUGGCUUCUUGCUGGUAAGAGCCGGAGUUGCCUGUCAUGGCCUCGUUGCUGUCUAUGGAGGAGAGGGACGAGUUUCUGUUCACUACUGGAACAGUGGACCAGCCUAUUAUUUAUCUUGUACAUUAUGGAGAGCCUGUAUAGUCGUCGUUCCUCCAAUGGUGACCAGCCUAGUGUUUCCAGCAUGCUGCCAACACUAGAGGUAUUCCUGUAGCGGUUCAGGACAAAGCAUGCUGCCCGUCGCUGGACCACCUCCAACUUGUCAAUUCUCUUCUGGGUAAAUGGGUCCCAGACUGAAGAUGCAUAAUCUAAAACCUGACGGACAAAGGCUUUAUAUGCUCUUUCUUUCACACAGGAGUUGCCAAUCUUUAGAUUACGCCUUAAGAACCCCAAGGUUUUGUUUGCCUGGUUACAUACAUUGUUAAUAUGCUCGUCCCAGCGACCUGUCUUUGAAUGGUAUCACCCGGGUACUUUAUGGAGGGAACCGGUUCAAGUAUAUGGCCAUGCAGUUUGUAAUGUUAGUGUAGAGGAGUACAACUUCUAGAGACUGAUAGUGUCUGGCACUUGGCAGGGUAAAAUUCCAUGUCCCAGCUCAUCUCCCACUCAGUUAACCUAUUGAGAUCCUAUUGUAGCUGGUCCUGGUCAGAUCAGUUGGCGAUUGUCCUAUACACCGCUGUGUCAUCUGCAAACAGUCUUGCUUAGGAUGUCAGUUUCUCAGGUAGGUCAUUAAUGUUUGCUAGGAACAAACAAGGGUCUAGCACUGAUCCCUGGGGGACCCCUGACUUCACGCCGACAAAGGAGGAGCUUGUACCGUCCACCACUACUGCUUGGCAUUGGUUGCUAGAGAUCUUUGUUUUAGUGGAGCCUUGGAUCCCAUAUCUCUGAAGUUUUCUGUAGAAGAAGCAGACUGAUAGACAAGGUCAAAUGCCUUUGAGAAGUCCAUCACCAGCACGUCAGUUUGCUUGUGGUUCUCCAGAUUGGUCAUCAAGUCUUCUACAAAUUCAAGGAGCUGGGUCUCACAUGAUCUAUUGACUCGGAAGCCAUGUUGACAGUCAUUGAGUAUGUUCUGUCUUUCAAGAUACUUCAUGACUGUGCCUAUGAUUAUGUGCUCCAACAGUUUGCAGAACACGCUGGUGAGGGAUAUCGGACGAUAAUUGGCAGGGUUGGAAUGCUCCUCUUUCUUGUAGAUUGGAGUGACAUGCGUUGUUCUCUUGUAGAUUGGAGACCACAUGCUUUAUAGGGGUUAAUGGUUUUGAGGAGGGCAAGCACACCCUGCUCUGAUAUCUGGAUAUCUUCCAUGAUAGGGUAGGCUCUGUUCAUCUUUUUGGUCUUCAGAAGGAACUCAGCCUCCGAGUACUCUCUCCCGUCACCAAAGACUGACUGGAACUGUUGAUUUAGUAUGUUAGCCUGUGCUUUUGGGUCAGAUGUCAAAUGGCCAUCCCACCUCAGGGGGGAAACUGCAGCGUUUGAGGACUUUUUAGUGCUUCACAUAGCACCAGAAGCACUUGUUCUUGAUUUGUUAAUUUAUAGAGAAGUUAAUAAGCGAAUCAGAUAGAGAAGGAAAAAAUACCAGAAGUUUCUUCUUUAAGUAUUUUAAUUGCUGAGUCAGCAAUUGAUGCCAAAACCAGCAAUAAUUAAAGGGUUAAAAAUGUUUCUAUAUGUAAAUUGUAUGAAUUUAUUCAAGUUAAAAUAGCUCUCAUUUCAGUGAAUUUUUUUCAUGACAGUUUUUGUGUGCGAAAGUAGCUUAAAAACUAUUUUAGCAGUGUACCUAUGCUUUAUCAAGUUAGUAAAAUCCUUCUGAAAAUAUUUGGUUAUGAUGUAAGCACUUUUCCACAGGAACACUUUCUUGUACCCGACCAUACAAUUAAAGAUAUAAGUGGAGCUUCGUUUGCAGGAUUCUAUUACAUAUGUUUUCAGAAGUCAACUGCCACAAUAGAGGGCUACUACUAUCAUAGAAGCUCAGAAUGGUAAAUACAUGUGAUAAUUAUCAAUUUUUUAUUAUAGUAUAGUGAUAAAAAAACAGAGACUUAAAAAUUUGUUGCCAGUUUUUCAAUGGCAGCCAAAAAUAAAUCUUUUUUUUUCUUUUUUUUUUAAAAUUAUGUGCACUAUUAAUAUUAACAUCUAUGCAUCAAAAAUCUGCUUUAAAGUUGAAGUGACAAUAAUAAUGAAAUUACUUUUUUGUGUGCUAAUAACACCCUUGCUUAUAUGCAGUACCGGUAGUUGAAAAAUUAUAUGAAUGCAGUUGCUAUUUGAUUAGUCUCAAGUGUUAAUUGAUUCAUGUGUAGUGCAGAAAAUUGUUUGUUAUUUUGCUAUAAAAUAUCAUGGGUGGUCGAGUGGUGUAAACUACGUCAAUCCCAAGGUUGUCAUCUGGAGUUCAAUCACCACCAAAAACCAAGUCGAGCAAAAACAAUACCAGCACCCCGGGUGGAUGGAACCCGUUUACCUUGGAUGGCAACUCAUCUAAGAGUUAGACAAGGAGACUCUGAAUCAAAAUCCGGAGAGGGAGUCCCAUCGGUGGAUACAUUAAAUAAUACAAUGAAAAAUUCUGACAACUCCUGGGACGCAACUGGUCUCAAGCUGUGUCAUCCACAUAGGGUGUUCCCUUGGGCUAAACUGGUGCAUGGAGAGAGGCAAUUUGAGGUGUAGGGAAACAUCUUAUAGUUCUAUAGAAAAAAAUCCCAGUCCUUGUGAUUUUGUUCUGUGAAGUCUAUACCAUCGUCACAUUGUGACGGACAGAUGCCAGUAAUAAAAAAUAUCAUGUUAUUUAUUGUUGUAACUUAUUUUUUUUAAACUUAUGUUGAAUGAAUUAAUUUUUUAAAAUACAAAUUCUCUUUCCAGGUUUCAGUCCUUAAAUUUACAACAUGUACAAGAAAGAAAUACAGGCGUUUAUGAAUUCAGAUGAUGGGUAGAGAAGCUGAGAAAUGCACACAGCUUGUGAUCAUAUUCCAUCUAAUGGAGCAAUUUAAUUCUUGUUAUAUUUCUUGGAGAAAUUAUAGAAGUAUUUCCUUGACAAACUUUGUAAUAUCUCCCAUUGAAGUUCAUUAAAAAUUCUUCCUUAAAUAAACUGGUAUUAAUCACUCUUAGAAACAUACAUCAGCUUAGCAAAAGUAUUUCUGAGAUUAAAAAUGAGUAAUCUUUCUUGUAAGUUUGCCGGCAAGUAAUUUCAAGGGAGUCAAUGGAAUUUCCACUUAAUUCUUCAAUUCAUUUUUUUCCUUUUGUUUUUAAGACUCCAUGACAAAUAAAUUGUUUAAUUCUUCGAUUUCAAGACUAAGAGUGUUCCAACAAUCUAGUAUUAAAGGUACUUUUAUUUUCUUUAAUAAUAUUCACAUAAAGUAGACUCUUUCUAUAUCUAUUUUAUAGUGCUCUUUUAAUUGUUCGGCAUCCAUGAAACCUAUUUUAUGUUUUUAUUCAAGAACUGUCAUAAAUAGUUCUAAUGACUAGAUAUCUGUCAACUUUGAUACACCGUAAGGAGGAGAAAUUGUUCGAUUUUUGCUGUGACUUCCUUCUCAUGAUUUAUACACUUGCAGAUUAUGUAGUAUUGCACUACAAAAGAAAAGUUAAUAAAUUUUAUCUGCACUUUGUUGAGAUGCUAUCUGUGAUUCCUAAGCCGCUAUUGUCACAACUGUUAGACACUGCACUCUUAAGUACAUAUUAUUAGAAAUUUAGAUCUCAGGGCCUGCCCAACCAUAUGGUGAAACAUAAGAGCUUUAUAGCUGGUUCUAUAAAUUUCUCUUUAUUUUUAAAAAAAUGUUAUUCAUGGCAUUAAGAGACAUGCAAUACUUAUCAGAUUCUAGCAUGAGUGGGUCAUCUCUGUUAUGAAGUUAAUAUAUAAAUAUUUAUUACCAAUAAAUUUUAAGUUUUUUAAAAUAUUUUCAGUAAAUCUUUAAGGAAGACAUGAAUGAAGUAUUGUCAAAAAUUGUUGCAAGUAUGCUAAGCACACAAAUCUUUUUCUUUUUUUUUUUUUUUUUAAACUUCAAAACUGAAAUAUGUUUUCAUUUUUGCAAGGACAUGGUAAGUUAUGUUUUAAUUUCACCUUUAUUUUUGUGUAAAUAUAUUAUGAAUUCUGUUUCCAAUUUAUAAGUGCAUGAUAGCUUUUCCAGUCAUUAAAAAUUAUAUUUUGACAAAUAUUUUAUCCAAUCUGUUGCUAGAUAUCCAAUACUGAGUUUUAUUGUAGAAGAUCGUUUGUUCUAUUCAGAAGUAAGUUUUCAUGAGAUUUUUUUCUUUUUUUUUCAACACUGAAAAAUUUUUUCUUUUCAUACCAGUAGCAAAAAAUGACUAUAACUUACGUAGUAAGGUUAGGUAAUAGUAAGAAAGGGACAUUAACUAUGGUAUAUAUUAUACAAACCAUAAUUUUGUUUUUAAAAAAAAUAAUUUGGAAGAGUUAAAAUUUAAGAUAUGAAAUUUCUUGAAAAACGCAGACUAAAUUAAAUCUGAAUUAAAUUGAAAUAAUUGUGAUCUGAUAUGGGUUUUUCCCUUCCCAACUUUUUUAAAGAAUGUUCUUCCAAAUUAAUUCAUUAUAAAUUAAAUACCAUGCAGAUAUUUGAUAUUCAGGGAUUAUUCUUGAAAACUUCCUUGUUCCGUUUUAAAAAAGAAUUUUAAUUAUUAUUAUUGUAUCGAUAAGUUUUACCCCCUUCAUAAAUUCACAGAAACCUUUCUGUGUAGUCUGCAGUUAGUUUGCAUCAGCUGAAAACAUCAUCGUUAAAACAUCCACCAUUCUUAAGACUUAAGGGCAUAAUGAAUUAUAUUCGUCAAGACAGGUGUAGCUUCUAACCUCCAAAGACAGUAAAUCAUUUCAAUAUUUGUUUAUGGCAUAUGAUUAUCACUGAACCAGAAUUUAAAAAUUCUUUCAAUAAUAUGGUAUGAUGACAAAUAACUAUAGAAAAUCAAAUUCCUGGCGAUUUAAAUGGAGGCCGCAUACCACUUACUAAAUACUUGUGUGAAACAUUACACCAUUUUUGAUCAGGAGAUUUUUAUUUGACCAUUGUGUUAAAAAAAAAAUCCUCAACGUCUCUGUACUCAUUUAGAUCAAAACUGUACUCAUUGUUAGGAUCAAAGACAACGUAGCUUUUAAGUUUAAUGAAAAUAAUUUGUAUGUGGGUGCAUGUUUAAAACUUGUAAUCGGGUGCUUUGUUAUUGGCUGUACUUCAUGAGUCUUUUUUUUUGUUAGUCAAGACAUAAGUCUUAGUUUCAAUCAAUCCUGUGAAAUAUAAGGUCCCAUGAGAGUGUAUUAUUUUUGUUUUAAGGAAUAUAUUGAAAAAGAAACUAGAAAUGAACUAUUUUUAUGCUUAUUUCUGACAGGAUACUACUGCUAUUUUCAAAGAAUGAAAAAAAUCAGCUUGAAUGUCAAUUCAGUUUUAGAAAAUCCUGCUAAAUUUAUUACAAAUGUAAAAGAUUUUAAAGUGCAUAAAUUUUAAGUGAUAGACUUUAAAUUUGUAUAUAUUAUAAAUAUUCAACAAAUAUGUUGUAUUUAUUAUCUCAGCUCACAAAU